Xyrauchen texanus (razorback sucker) is the source of this 4449-nucleotide messenger RNA. Its product is annotated as monocarboxylate transporter 2-like. Gene Ontology annotation, biological process: transmembrane transport; monocarboxylic acid transport. NCBI's taxonomy places the organism in Eukaryota, Metazoa, Chordata, Actinopteri, Cypriniformes, Catostomidae. The transcript has 5 exons. Gene Ontology annotation, cellular component: membrane. Gene Ontology annotation, molecular function: monocarboxylic acid transmembrane transporter activity. The record is from RefSeq and is a predicted model, not a curated record. The coding region runs from base 110 to 1549 and encodes 479 amino acids.
GUCCGCACAGCGAGCGAUUCAAACGCGCGUCUGCAGCAGCGACUGAAGGUCAGAGAGACAGACAGCACUGAUACCGGCACAUUAUCUGCAGUGAGCUCCAGGGCUUGUGAUGCCGCCUCCUGUUGGACCACCGGCCGUGCCGCCUCCAGAUGGUGGGUGGGGCUGGGCUGUGGUCGGGGGAGCCUUCAUCUCCAUCGGAUUCUCGUACGCCUUCCCGAAAGCCACCACCGUGUUCUUCAAAGACAUUCAAAAGAUCUUCAACGCCUCAUACAGUCAGGUGGCCUGGAUCUCCUCCAUCAUGUUAGCGGUCAUGUACGCCGGAGGUCCAAUCAGCAGCAUUCUAGUGAACGCGUAUGGCUGUCGUCCCAUCAUGAUCUUGGGCGGGUUUCUGUGUGCGAUCGGAAUGAUCAGCGCUUCUUUCUGCAAUAACGUGGUGCAGCUGUACAUCUGUAUCGGUGUUAUUGGGGGUUUCGGUCUGGCCUUCAACCUGCAGCCAGCGUUAACAAUGAUCGGGAGAUACUUCUACAAGAAACGGCCCAUCGCUAACGGCUUCGCCAUGGCCGGCAGUCCAGUGUUCCUCAGCACGCUCGCGCCGCUCAACCAGUACCUCAUCAAUGAGUUUGGCUGGAGGGGAAGCUUCCUCAUCCUCGGAGGUCUUCUGCUCAACUGCUGUGUGGCCGGAGCUCUCAUGAGACCGCUGGAAGCUCCUCCAAACCAGACCAAGAAGGACGAGGAGAAACCUGCGGCUGUGGCUUCCAAAACGGAGAAGACCAGUGCUUGGGAGACGAUCAACAAAUACCUGGACCUGUCGCUCUUCAAACACCGCGGGUUCCUCAUCUACCUGUCGGGAAACUUCAUUAUGUUCAUCGGCUUCUUUGCGCCUAUUGUUUUUCUGUCUCCGUUUGCCAAAGACAGCGGCGUGGACGAGUAUCGAGCAGCAUUUCUUCUCUCCAUCCUGGCGUUCGUGGAUAUGUUCGCCCGGCCGUCCAUGGGACUGCUGGCCAACUCGCGAUGGAUCCGUCCAAAGAUCCAGUAUUUCUUCAGUUUCGCCGUGCUGUAUAACGGCAUCUGUCACGUCUUGUGUCCACUGGUGGAGAGCUACACCGGUAUGGUGGUGUACGCCGUGUUCUUUGGCUUUGCAUUCGGGAUGGUGAGUGCCGUCCUGUUUGAGACGCUGAUGGAUCUGGUGGGCGCUCAGAGGUUCUCCAGCGCUGUGGGUCUCACCACUAUUGUGGAGUGCUGUCCGGUGCUCAUCGGACCUCCUCUGGCAGGGAAGUUAGUGGACAUCACCAAGAACUACAAGUACAUGUACCUGUGCUGCGGAUCUGUGGUGAUAUUCGCCAGUCUCUGGCUCUUCAUCGGCAACUUCAUCAACUACAGACUUCUGGAGCAGGAACGCAAGAGAGACGAGAUGUACAAACAGACUGAGGACCAGGACCAGGACCAGGACCAGGACCAGGACCAGACUGAGACCAACGAGGAUGCUGAAGCGUCACAGCAGCUCUGUGAAAAUAAAGACGACGUCAUGCAGCGAGAAACAAACAUUUAAACAUCCGUUUGAACAGGUGAAAGUGUCUUACUGAAGACACUGCCAAAGUACAUAAAUAUGACUCUGAUGUUAUACAUAAAGAUUUAAAGACACACGCCGUCUUAAAGGGACAGUACACCCAAAAAUGAAACUUCUCUCAUUAUUUCCUCACCCUCAUGUCAUCCCAGAUGUGACUUUCUUUCUUCUGCAGAACACAAAUGGAGAUUUUUAGACGAAUAUUUCAGCUCUGUAGGUUCAUACAAUGCAAGUGAAUGGUGACCAGAACUUUGAAGCUCCAUAAAGCACAUAAAUGCAGCAUAAAAGUAAUCCACAAGACUCCAGAGGUUUAAUCCAUGUCUUCAGAAGUGACAUGAUAUGUGUGGGUGAGACACAGAUCAAUGUUUAAGCCCUUUUUACUGUAAAUUCCCACAUGUGACUUUCAAUGUAAAAGUGAAAGUGGAGAUUUAUAGUGAUAAAGGACACAAAUGUUGUGGAGUUCGUCUUGGUCACAGGGGUGUGUAAAAUAUUUUUGUCCAAUCAGAUGCUCUCAUGACUGAGAAUGUCCCUCCACAGCUCCGACUAUAAAAACUAUUGAUGCAAUAUUCUCUUAUUUAAGAUAUAUACAGGAGUCAUGAUGCAGAUAAUCGUACCCAUAUGUUAAUUAGUUGGAUUGAUUAUUGGGAUAUUGUCAUUAAUGAGACGCUCCUUCAAAAUCCCCAUUAAAUGAACUUCAGCUGAUUCAGAAUCACACUAAACACACACAUGUGAGGUGUUUUAAAAGACCUUCAGCGGAUCUGUGUAGUGUCUGAGAGAAGGUUAUCAGUGAGUGUCUCACUGUCAUCAGCUCAACAGACACACACACCUGCGGACGUGAGGACCGUGAGAGUCGCCGCAGAUAUUUCGUGUUAUUUACUGUGAGGUUCUGUAUCUGAUGUUCUUUCAUCUGAAGAGGAACACAAAGACACAAGAGACUCACAGAAUCACGGGCCAUCAUAAGAACCUCUUUUGUGUUUGUCCUCUAUGCAGAACACACACACACACACACACACACACACACACACAUGUUGUGUUUCCAUGUUUUAUGGGGACUUUCCAUAGACAUAAUGGUUUUUAUACUGUACAAACUUUAUAUUCUAUCCCCUAAACCUAACCCUACCCCUAAACCUAACCCUCACAGAAAACUUUCUGCAUUUUUACAUUUUCAAAAAACAUAAUUUAGUAUGAUUUAUAAGCUGUUUUCCUCAUGGGGACCGACAAAAUGUCCCCACAAGGUCAAAAAUUUCGGGUUUUACUAUCCUUAUGGGGACAUUUGGUCCCCACAAAGUGAUAAAUACACGCUCACUCACACUCACACACACACACACACACACACACACACACACUCAUACACACACACUCAAUCACACACUCACUCUCACACACACACACUCUCACACACACACUCUCUCACACACACACACACACACACACACACACACACACGCAUGAUGGAGAGUGUUUGGGGCAUUCAGAUCAUUAUUGGUGAGGUGUGAGAGAGACUCAUUACAUAUCAGUGUGUGUGUGUGUGUGUGUGUCACUGUGUGUGUGUGUGUGACUGUACGUGUGUGACUGUGUGUGUGUGUACAUGUGUGACUGUGUGUGACUGUGUGUGUGUGUGUGCAAGUGUGACUGUCUGUGUGUGUGCGUGUGUGACUGUGUGUGACUGUGUGUGUGUGACUGUGUGUGAGUGCAUGUGUGUGUGUGUGUGUGUGUGAGUGUGUAUGUGUGAGUGUGAGUGUGUGUGUGUGUGUGUAUGUGUGAGUGUGAGUGUGUGUGUGUGUGUGUGUGUGAGUGUGAGAGUGAGUGUGUGUGUGAGUGUGUGAGUGUGUGAGUGUAUGUGUGUGUGUAUGUGUGUGUGUAUAUGUGUGAGUGUGUGUGUGAGUGUGUGUAUAUGUGUGAGUGUGUGUAUGUGUGUGUGUGUGUGAGUAUAUGUGUGUAUGUGUGUGUGUGAGUGUGUGUGUAUGUGUAUAUGUGUGUGUGUGUGUGUGUGUGUAUAUGUGUGUGUGUGUGUAUGUGUGUGUAUAUGUGUGUAUGUGUGUGUGUGUGUAUGUGUGUGUAUAUGUGUGUAUGUGUAUGUGUGUGAGUGUGUUUGAGACUGUUCUAGAUGUUCAUCAUUCAGACUCAUUAUUAAUAAUUAAUAAAUCAGCUCCGCUGCUGUUACAGUCUUUAUUGAGGCUGAUCUGAUAUUAUUGAAUGUAAAUGAGGUUUUUAAAGCCUCAUGAAUCCGUUUCUGACCAAAUUGAGUUCUGAGGAGUUUUGCUGAUUAAUAUCCAAUCAAGAAUCAUCAAUUAACGUGAUCAGACAUCAUCAGUCCUCAGGGGAACAUCCGUCCGGUUAUCCUACGGGUCAGUCGUCUUUAUCUUUACUGCCUUAAAUAUGAAGAAAUCCUCCAAUGUUACAAUCUGUGUAAAGAAAUAAAACACUAUUUACUGUAUCCAAACACUAUAUUUACUAAUCGAUUAGCUUCAUGCUACACAACUGAACAAGUAUUUCAGAAAUGCAUUUUUAAUUCUAUUUUUCUAAUUAUUUAGUUUUAUAUCCUACAGUGCUGUUUUUAAUUCACAGUGUUAAACUUUCACUUUUAAACUGUUUUAAGUGCACUAAAGCUUGUGAUGCUGGUCAUGUAGAAGUGUCAUUAUCAGAAGAAUGUGCCGGAAUGAAGAUGUUGAGCACUGAUGCAUGUGAGGAACUAUCGGCACUGCUCACGAUCAUUAAUGAAUGUAAUAUUGAUUUAAACAUGUUUCAUGUUGCCUUUCACACGCUAAACGAUGUAUAUAUGAAUCAUGUACAUGAGUGUAACCUGCUUAAACAUUGUUACAUUGUUACAUGACAGUCGUUGUGUAUUUUCUGAUUUUGCUUGUUCUUGUUGUGUUCACAUUAAA